GUCCUGACAUUCUUCUUCACAUUUCCACACUCUUGUUCUUUCUUUACAUGGCUGUUGCUUCGGACUCAUUUACCUCCACAACAGCUACUGUAGAGAAGACGACUCAAACAGUUCAUUCCAACCCUACUAUCAUCAAUACACAACCUCUCCUGUCAAAAGCAUCUCUUUUUCCUAUUCAUUAUCCUCACAGCGCCACAUCCUUUUUAUCUGCACGUUCACCAGCAGCAAUAGUACCUUACCCAACACCUGAUGGUACAACCAAUCUUCAUAUCAAACGAAAAAAAGCCAAGGAUGCUACUUCUGUAGGUGGUUCAACAGCUAUUGCUCGAACAUUGAUGCUUCAGGGACUUUAUUUAUUUUAUCGGACACCAGUCAAGUUAUUUCGACCUCUUCGUAUAGACUACUUAAUCAUGGCUCGUGCUCUUUUACCUAUAGAUGAAGCCUCUAAACGAUUUUCUUUUCGAUAUACUUCUAUUGGAAUGAUCACUCAUGCUGUCAAGACAAGAGGAUGGAGCUUUUUACCGAAACAUGUAUUCCCACCAUUGAUUGCCAAUACUGUGAUUGGUACUGUAUUGUAUACAACCUAUAUCGCCACUUUACCUUUAUUCCAUCCACCAUCAGCAUAUCAACUUCAUCGUCCAUUUCCACCACCACCUUAUAGUUCUGUAUUUUUAGCUGGAUGUCUAGCAGGAGCAGCACAGUCAAUCAUAGCUACACCUAUCGAUUCACUUAAAGUACGAUUUGAAGUCAACGAUCUAUUAGAAGGAAAACAUCGAUCUCUUUAUCAAUUUGCAAAAACGACAUUAAAGGAUUUGGGAAUUGCUAGUGCUUAUCGAGGAUUCACAUUGACUCUUUUAAGGGAUUCGUUGGCUUGUGGAUUAUUCUUUGCAACAUUUGAAUGGGUAAAACAACAAGGUUAUUACUACUAUUUGGAUGAAAUGUAUGGAUUACAUGUAGUAUCAUCAAAAACACUUCAAGAUUUGGAAAUAUCAUGGAAGGAACAAGUCAAUGAUCUAAUUCAUCACCAUCCUACAAAAGAUCCUCUCAAUGAUCAAACCAUCACAACCAUAAAAAAGGAACGACCUCCACUUAUGUUAGAACCUAUAUUUGUCAUUUUGGCAGGUGCAGCCGCGGCAGUGGCGUAUCAAUUAAUAGAUCAUCCAUUUGCCAAGAUCCAUAGUAUAUUCUAUAUCGAAGAAGGUCAAUCUGAAUUCACUCACAAAUCCAAACGAGAACCUGUCAACGUACUCUAUCGGCGCACGUGGGAACAAUGUCAACGUCAGGUGAAAUUAAAUGGUGGCAGCUGGAUCAAGUUCCUAUAUCAAGAAUUUGGAAGUACGGUACUCAAGGUGGUACCUGCAACAAGUGUGGGUUUCUUGGUAUUUGAAUUGGUCAAACGGGAAGUUGAUUUUCGAAGCAUGAAGUUUGAACCUUUUCAAUCAUCUACCAUUUCCGAUGAAUAGUUAAUAUAGAUAAUAGAUUUUUUUUUUUUCAUACU
This is a messenger RNA of Halteromyces radiatus, 1498 nucleotides long. RefSeq names its product mitochondrial carrier domain-containing protein. Lineage: Eukaryota; Fungi; Mucoromycota; Mucoromycetes; Mucorales; Cunninghamellaceae. The transcript has 5 exons. Gene Ontology annotation, molecular function: L-ornithine transmembrane transporter activity. Gene Ontology annotation, biological process: mitochondrial L-ornithine transmembrane transport. Bases 48 to 1463 code for a protein of 471 amino acids. The record is from RefSeq and is a predicted model, not a curated record.